GUCCAUAUUUAACCAACCCACCUGAGUCCCUCUGCAUGCUCACAGAAGCGGACCGUAACCGGGUUUGGAUGCACUGCGCAUGCCUGUGAGAACCACACUGCUUCGGGUCCAUAGACUUCAAGACAUCUCACAUCCAGUAACCAUCAUGGGCAGUUAAGAAAAAUAGGCUAGUCAUCUGCUGUGUGGAGGACAGAAGGUUAGCAAUACCCCAGGGCAUUCCUCCUCCCUUCCCACUUAGGCAGUCCAGCGAGUUUCCAGCACCAUGGCUGAAGAAGACUAUGGCAGCUUUGUGGACUGGAACCAGAUGGGGGAGCUGGCCAAGAGCAGCGGGCCCACCAAGGUAGACUGUAAAGACCUGAAAGAGUUCAAACAGAUGGCUCGUCAAGGUUACUGGGCCAAAAACCACAAACUACGGGCACAAGUCUACCAGCAGCUCAUCAAAGCCAUUCCCUGCCGUACAGUUACCCCAGAUGCAGAAGUAUAUCGUGACAUUAUGGGAAAUGCAGCCACUAAGAAGCCCUCCUCCAACAUCCCUCUUCCAGAUUUUGUGGAUGGAAGUCCUGUGCCACGGUACUGCCUGAAGGCAGAGGCAGUAGGCUCGGUCCAUCAGAUUAUCAACUGCCUAGCCGGACAGUUUCCAGAUAUCUCCCACUGCCCAUCACUACCGGCUAUUACUUCACUGCUGCUGCACUUCAGCAUAGACGAAGCUCAGUGUUUUGAGCACGUCAGCCGCAUGCUGGCCUGCAAUGAGCCGGGCAAACGAAUGCUGGACCAGACUUUCCUGGCCUAUGAGUCCAGCUGCAUGACUUUUGGUGACCUGGCCAACAAGUACUGCGCACCUGCCCACAAACUGAUUGUGGCCACAGCCCAGGAUGUGCUUGAAGUCUACUCGGACUGGCAGAGCUGGGUGUUUGGUGACCUGCCUUUCAGCCACGUGGUGAGGAUCCUGGAUGUCUACCUAGUGGAGGGCUACAAGAUUCUCUUCCGUGUGGCUAUAGCCUUGCUCAAGUUUUACCGCAAGCAUAAAGCAGGGGUCCAGGGAGGCCAGGGCAACCAGCAACAACAGGAUUCAGGCAAAGUUAAGGCUGACAUUCAAGCUUUCGUCAAGGGCAUCGCCUCCACCGUCUCACCCGACAAGUUGUUAGAGAAGGCCUUCUCCAUCCGUCUGCUCAGCCGUAAGGAGAUCACCCUGCUGCAGCUCACAAAUGAAAAGUCCCUGCAGCAGAAAGGAAUCACUGUCAGACAGAAGCGUUUUAGGGGGAAUGUGCAGCUGGCACUUAACCCUGACACCUUCUCCUCGGAGAUUGUCAGUGCCAAGGAGAUGCGGGUCAUCUGGUCGUGGAUCCCUGAGCGCUUUGCCCUGUGCCAACCACAGCUCCUCUUCACCACCUCCACCCAUGGUUGCAGCCUAAAUAGAUUCUACUCUCAUUGUGAAGGCUACGAACCCACUCUGCUCCUCAUCCGGACCACAGAUGGUGAUAUAUGUGGAGCCUUCCUGUCCACAGAUUGGGAGGAGCGGAAGAGAGGAGGCAAUAAAUUGAGCUUCUUUGGAACUGGGGAGUGCUUUGUCUUCAGG
Micropterus salmoides (largemouth bass) is the source of this 1576-nucleotide messenger RNA. RefSeq names its product TBC1 domain family, member 24 (gene tbc1d24). The record is from RefSeq and is a predicted model, not a curated record. Lineage: Eukaryota; Metazoa; Chordata; Actinopteri; Centrarchiformes; Centrarchidae.